Arvicanthis niloticus (Nile rat) is the source of this 4151-nucleotide messenger RNA. It is a transcript of the gene Prr5l, whose product is annotated as proline rich 5 like. The record is from RefSeq and is a predicted model, not a curated record. Gene Ontology annotation, cellular component: TORC2 complex. NCBI's taxonomy places the organism in Eukaryota, Metazoa, Chordata, Mammalia, Rodentia, Muridae. Gene Ontology annotation, biological process: TORC2 signaling.
UCUUGAGAGCUAUGCCGGAGAGAAACCUGGGCAGGACGCGACCCAGCGGAGGGCAGAGCUGGGAGAGAACCUGGGGAGGGCGAGCGAGGCGAGAACCAUCUGAAUCGCUAGUUUCUCUCUAGCGAGAAAACUUUCCCUGGAACGCUGGAAACUUUUUCCUGAGCGCGCGGAGUCUGGGACGGAGGCGAGCGGCGGGAGUGCGCGGCUCGGCUCGGCUCGGGUGACUCACGCUGCGGACCCUAAGGGGGUGUUGGCUGAGAGUAAGGUUUGAAGACACCCCAGCAGCAGCAUUGAGAGAAGCCUUUCCUGUGGGUGGCCAGAAGCUUCUGGUCCUCAAGACGCAGCUCAGUCCUCACCUGGACUUAUGACCCGCGGCCUUGCUCCCCUCCUGCCCAUUGAGUUCCACAAGAUGGGCUCCUUCCGCCGGCCUAGACCACGAUUUAUGAGCUCCCCGGUACUCAGUGAGCUGCCCCGCUUUCAGGCUGCCCGCCAGGCUCUGCAGCUAAGUUCCAACUCUGCCUGGAACAGUGUGCAGACGGCUGUGAUCAACGUUUUCAAAGGGGGCGGCUUGCAGAGCAAUGAGCUGUAUGCACUGAAUGAAAGCAUCAGGCGGCUGCUCAAGAGUGAACUUGGAUCAUUCAUUACUGAUUAUUUUCAGAACCAGCUUCUUGCAAAAGGACUGUCCUUUGUGGAGGAGAAGAUCAAGCUGUGUGAAGGUGACAAUCGCAUUGAGGUUCUGGCUGACGUCUGGGACCACUUCUUCACUGAGACUCUCCCUACCCUGCAGGCAAUAUUUUACCCAGUUCAGGGACAGGAGCUGACCAUUCGCCAGAUCUCUCUGCUGGGCUUCCGGGACCUGGUCUUACUGAAGGUGAAGCUGGGUGACUUGCUGCUGUUGGCACAGUCCAAGUUGCCUUCUUCUGUUAUCCAAAUGCUGCUCAUUCUGCAGAGUGUUCACGAGCCCACAGGCCCAAGUGAGGGCUAUUUGCAGCUGGAGGAGCUGGUGAAGCAAGUGGUAUCUCCUUUCCUUGGCAUCAGCGGGGAUCGCAGCUGCUCAGGCCCAACAUAUUCACUGGCCAGGAGGCAUUCCAGGGUCCGGCCCAAGGUGACUGUCCUGAACUAUGCCUCACUGAUGACCACGGUUGGCCGGCCACUGAAUGAGAUGGUUUUGACCCCUCUAACAGAACAGGAAGGGGAGGCAUACCUGGAGAAGUGUGGCAGUGUCCGGCGGCACACAGUGGCCAAUGCCCACUCGGACAUCCAGCUGCUGGCUAUGGCCACCAUGAUGCACUCAGGGUUGGGGGAGGAGGCAGGCAGCGAGGACAAACACCUGCUCCUGCCACCCAGCUUCCCACCACCACACCGCCAGUGCUCCAGUGAGCCCAACAUCCUCGACAGUCCUGAUGAACUGGAACUAGAAGAUGUAGCGAGUGGCAGCCAGGAGGACUCAGAGCUGAACUGUGCUUCCCUCAGCUGAGCCACCACCACCUCCAGGGACCGAUUCCUACUUUGUAGCUAGGAUGAAGACACCCUUCCUCCUCCGUGGAUCACCAAGGGGCUCUUGCAUUGGGCAGUAUUGCCUUAUUUCCUUUAGGGCACAAGCCAUGUCUUCAUGCCCUUGGGAAACACCUGUCGACCUCCCCACACUGGUGUCUGUGAUCAGCUCCUCAUGCCACUGUUCUCCUGACUUCCAGCCUUGCCCUUUUCACCUGGAUCCUCAUCUCUAGGUCUUCCCCAUCCUAUUGGACUGGCUAAUGCUCCUAGUUAUAUAAUGCUCUGACAUUAUAGCAGAAGGUUGGACUACCACACACAAGCAUCUGAAAUGUGCCAGCUUCUGCAGUUCCCAUUAUGAUCUUAUGAGACAGAAGCCAAUGGUUGGAAAGAACAGUUAGAGGUUCUGUAUAGCAUGGAAGUCAACUGCAGCCCAUAUCACACAUGGUCCUGGGAAUGUGCCCUCUUCGUUUUAAUUGCAGAGUUACUGGGAAAUCAUUCUCCUACUUGUGGGCGGGGAUUCAUCUCUUACGUAUGUCCAGAUGUCAUGUGCUGUCUACAUCACAGGCUUUGGCCUAGGAGAACCUACCAGGCUGGCAUAGCCCUAUCUUGCAUUAAGCCUCUCAGCAUUUCUGUCUCAGGCUUCUUCCCAGACUCUGGGAAUGAACCUUCUCAGUCACUGGUGCCUUACUUUUGCUCCAGUUUCAGGAACCGAUCACUUUUCUGUUGUGUGUAUGAGAGGCUGGCUGACAGCAGCUGACCUAGACUGUACCUGGAUUUCACUUGAAUUUGUAAAAUGUGUAUUGCUCAAAAAAAAAAAAAAAAAGUUUGCAAAUAUUUGCACAUAGGAUCUUGCACUGUUAUUUCCAGUGGCGUGUGUUUGCAGACUAAACACAAGUGGACCCCUUCAAAAGGCAAUGGGAUAAGCUCAGAACAAAAGGAUCAGGAGUGGGCAGGACUCACAUACCUCAGAGCUCUGGAGGAGCCGGGACUGUGUCUGGAAUGGCCUGUGCUGUUAGUGUCUUGGCUUCUAGGGAAGGUUGUGCUGGGCUUAGGAAACUGCCUCUCGAGCAGGGAAGUGUGGUGACUGGACUGUGUCUCCUUUACAGCAGACAGAGAUAGGGACAUGGACACGCUUUCCUUGGAGGGAUGUUUAUUCCCUGAGAUUACAGAAGUACCCAGAAGUGUCUGGGAUCCCUGUCACAUCUGUCUCAUGUUAUUAUUUGAGGCAGCAGACUUUGUUACUAUGCUAAGUCCUCACUGCUGCUUUCUCCAGGCUGGGGAAAGGAAACUUUGUCUACGCUGAGUCCCUGGCUUCUUCUUUAUAGUUAUCUGUUGGUCUCGAUAAUGGAAGCUCAGAAAAAUAUAGAAGGUGUCUCCUGACUCUGCUUGUGGUGUCUCCUGACUCUGCUUGUGGUGUCUGCUGGCCUUUCUGGAUCUGCUGGUCAGCCUUUGAAAUUUUUGUUGAUGAAAUGUCAAUACAUAAGGUGCCAACAGAAGGGGCACUUCAAGCUCUUCUAAGCCUCUAUGGUGUCUCCCUCCUGGGCAAAGAUCUGAAAUCUGACUACAGCUGUGCUGUUGAUGGGUUCUGCUUUAGAAAUUGUAUUUUAAAAAAUGUUUUAAAUUUGUCCUUCUAAGAGAUAAUGAAGAAAGAGAAAUGUCUGCAUGUGUGCACACACUGCUUAUGCAGUUGCACACACGCUUGUACCCAUACGUGUGCAUACACACUCCACAUACACAAAAAGAAAUGUUCAGAUUCUUUUGAGAAUUUCAAACAAAAAUUAAUCUCUCUGUAUGUGGUGUCUAAAGUCUACAAGUUGGGGGCUGGAGAAGUGGCUUGGUGUUCAAGAGCACUUGCUGCUCUCGCAGAAGGUCCAGAGAUGUGAUUUAGUUCCUAGAACAUCAGACAGCUCACAACCACAUGCCUAUAACUCUAGUCCCAGAGAUUCUGAUGCUCUUUUCUAUCCUCUGAGGACAUCUACACACACACACACACACACACACACACACACACACACACACACACACACUAUUUUUUUAAACUCCAUAAGUUAUUAACAUAUGUUAGCAGGCAAAGCAUUCCAGUUUAUUUGACUUAACUGAUGGCUAGGUUCUUGUUAGUACACCAAGCACACACUUGAGAUUAUUUAUUGAUUGAGGCAAAGUAAUUAGUCAUGUUUGGGUUUGCUUUUUUCCAUUGAUAAGAUUAACAAUGCAUGCUUUUUAAAUGCCUUUUUCCUUAUCUUCGAUGUCUCUGUCAAGGACAGAAGUUGUCAGUUUAAUAGAUGCGCUCUUGUAUUGGAAGUGUACAGGCUGUAGAACUUCAUUGCUGCUGACUUUACACAGUUUACAAGUUUCUCUUUGGAUAACCUCGUAUUGUUACAAAAAUGUCUGAGAUCAUACACAUAAACAUUUUAGGGAUAUUUGUGGGCAUUUUAGCCAUCAGGACUUUUGGAAGAGUGUCACCCAUAGCAGUUUUAACCAAAUUUCAUUCUCCUGUUACCAUGGAGACUCAUCUUGCUGUUUAAUGCAAGGAUUUCCUUAAGCUGAAUGUUAGUGACAGGGAAUAAUUCCAGAUCUGGGCUCUGCGGGAAAUCACAAACUAAACUCUUUUCCGAUUGUCUGUUUUCAAAUAGAUACAAUAAACAUUGUUUAUGUCA